UACCAGAACCCAUUCUCUCCAUAGCUACAAGCUUCAUAAACCCAAAGUUCCAACCUUUUUGCUUCAACAAUGGAUAGAGAGGCGUGGUUGGAAAGUGACGGCGACGUUCGCCUCCAGAUAUCGGAGCUGAGCACGAGGAUCACGGCGGCGACGGGAGGCGAUCCCACCAUGUUUGCGCCGCAAAGCAGCGAAAUGACGACGAAGAACAGCAGCACGGAGAAUUCCGUUUCCGCGAAAGCGGCGGCGGCGGUUAGGGCGCCGGAGAAGAAGCUGACGCUUUUCGCUCUGCGGCUGGCGGUGCUGGAGAAAGCGGCGACGGGGCUCGGAACCCUGAGCUUCAUAUGGGCCACGGUGGUUCUUCUCGGCGGGUUCGCCAUCGCUUUGGACAGAACAGAUUUCUGGUUCAUCACCGUCAUUCUCCUGAUCGAAGGCGGCCGGAUUUUCAGCCGGAGUCGUGAGCUCGAAUGGCAGCAUCAGGCCACAUGGUCUCUUACAGACGUUGGGAUCCAUAGCUUUCGCGCCAUAAAAUCCAGCUCCCACUUUAUUGCCAGAACUGUGAAGGUCAUUUGCAGGCCUAUUUCUGCAGUCAAAAAGGCCAGUCAGCACGGCGGUGGGGAGAUUAUUAGUGGUGAUUCAGAGCCGCCGCCGCCGCAGCGGCGGCGACACUGGCAUCAUAAGAAGACACUGCCCACCAGAACAUGGACAAGUUCAGAAGUUCCCUUGGUUCCAUACGGUAAAUGGAUAUUUACCCCAAGAAACAUGGGCAAGAUUCUCCACUGGCUCCAGAUUGCAUCUGCCACAGCAUGUUUAGUUCUCUCCCUGAUGAAACUGAUCAGACAGGACUAUGGAGCAGUGGGGGAAGAAGACACAGACAAGAGAAACCGAAAACCGGCUCUCAACAUCUUCUACUCCCUGGCACUAGCAGAAGCCUUGCUGUUCCUGUUAGAGAAAGCUUACUGGGAAUGGAAAGUGUUCUUCAGGAAUCUCCUGGAGGAGGUGAACAAAGAGUGUGAAUUGGGGCCUGCAGGGAUGGUUUCAGUGAAGAGAUUCUUCUAUGAUGCGUAUUCAAAGUGUGUGUAUGGGAGCAUCUUUGAUGGCCUAAAAAUGGACAUGGUUUCAUUUGCCAUGGAGCUUCUGGCCUCAAACUCCCCAGAUGAGCAGCUCUCGGGGGCUCUAAUCCUCAGGAAAUUCGCGACGAGCCCUCGAUUCUCUGGUGACACUUUGCAGAAGAUUGGGACUAAUAUAGCAGUGAUGGAGAGGCUGGUGGAGAUGCUGAACUGGAAGAAUGAUGAAGAUGAAGAGAUCAGGGUUUCUGCAGCUGAGAUCCUGUCAAAGCUUGCUGGGAAAAAGCAGAAUGCUCUCAGGGUUGCAGGGAUUCCAGGAGCCAUGGAGUCCAUAUCUUCACUCCUGCAAAUCAGCAGGGAUUUUGGUGGUGCCUGCGAUGAAAUCAGUGAAAAAAGGAUCAUCUUUGACAGUGAGAGCUAUGGGUUUUGGACAUUCAACCAUUUGGGGCUGCAAAUUCUCAAGAAACUUGCCAGGGAUCAUGACAAUUGUGGCAAGAUUGGGAACACCAGAGGCCUUCUGCCAAAAAUCAUAGAUUUCACCCAGGCAGGAGAGAGACUUCUGAGAGACAAAGCCACAACCCCCACCCAGAUUCUCACCCUAAAGAGAUCCCUGCAGCUUGUGAAGAUGCUGGCAAGCACGACAGGCGCCACGGGGAAAGAACUGAGGAGAGAAAUCUCAGAAGUUGUGUUCUCCAUCAGCAAUAUCAGGGAUGUUUUGAGGUAUGGUGAAAACCACCCAACCCUGCAGUGUCUGGGGAUUGAUAUUCUCAAGAGCUUGGCACUGGAGGAGGAAGCAACUGAGAGGAUUGGAGGCACUGGGGGGGUUCUCAAGGAGCUUUUUGGCAUCUUUUUCAAGGAGGGAUUGCAGGAGAAUCAGAGGCAUAAUGUGAGAAGUGCAGCAGGAGAAGCACUGGGAAUGUUGGCUCUUGAGAGCAGGAACAAUUGCCACAGGAUCUUGAGGUUGAAGGUGACUGGGAAGCUUGUUGCAGCAUUGCAGGAUCCAGUUCUUGGGAUAAAUGCAGCAAGGAUUUUGAGGAACUUGUGUGUUUAUUGUGGGCCUGAUAGCUUUGAACAUCUUGGGAGUUUGACUGCUGCUGGACCAACUAUCCUAAAAGCAAUCAUGUCAGAGCAGAAUAAAAUGCAGGAGGUGAUGCUAGGACUAGCAGCACAUGUUUUCAGGUUUGUGACACCUGAGGAAUCAAGCAUCAUGUUUGAAAGAUCCAAGGUUGAAGAAUCUGAGCUAGCUGAGAAGCUAGUUCAGAUUCUUGGGCGGCACCAAUACCCAUCAAUCAAGGUUCCAAGGAUCAGGAGGUUUGCCAUAGAGCUAGCAAUCUGGAUGAUGAGAGACAAGAGAAGAAACACUGAGGUUUUCAGGAACCUGGGAAUGGAACAUCAACUGGAAUGCAUCACAGAGACCACAUCAGAGCUUGAGAGCUUCAAUGUUUUCUCCGGCACAGUGGGCAUCAAUCGACACGGGGAAACGAUCCACUCACUGGUUGAAACUGCACUCAAGUUGCUCAAAGAUAAUGGCCAGUCUUGACAGCAAAGAUUUGCAGA
Molecule: messenger RNA, 2621 nt
Organism: Ipomoea nil (Japanese morning glory)
Lineage: Eukaryota; Viridiplantae; Streptophyta; Magnoliopsida; Solanales; Convolvulaceae
Exons: 3
Coding region: 70-2604 (844 amino acids)
Source: RefSeq, a predicted model, not a curated record